Messenger RNA from Trichomonas vaginalis G3, 489 nucleotides. Its product is annotated as Ankyrin repeat family. Gene Ontology annotation, molecular function: protein binding. NCBI's taxonomy places the organism in Eukaryota, Parabasalia, Trichomonadida, Trichomonadidae. The record is from RefSeq and is a predicted model, not a curated record. Bases 1 to 489 code for a protein of 162 amino acids. The transcript has a single exon.
AUGAUAGAACUUCUUAUAUCCAAAGGUGCAGAUUUAAAUAAAACAUGUGGUAGUCUUUCCCGUACUGCACUUCUUCAUUCUAUUGAACGGGAUAAUGAUAAAAUUGCAGAAUUAUUGAUUCAACAUGAUGCAGACAUUGAAGUAAAGGAUAAAUUAGGAAAGAAUGCUCUUUAUUUGGCUGCAAAAAUGAAAAAUGAGGAGAUUGCAGAUCUUCUUAUAUCACAUGGUGCAAAAACAUGCGAAAAGGAUAAUGAUGGAAUUUCCCCUCUCCACGUUGCAGCAAAAAAGUGUUGUACGAAUGUUGCGAAACUCCUUAUUUUGCAUUCUGCAAAUGUUAAUGAAACAGAUAAUUUUGGUCGGACUCUAUUACAUUUUGCUGCAUCAUCCGGCUGUUUAGAAAUAGUAGAAUUUCUUAUUUCAAAAGGAGCAGAUGUUAAUGCAAAAGAUCACAAAAAAUUACUCCUCUACAUCAAUCAGCGUAUGACAUAG